Molecule: messenger RNA, 790 nt
Organism: Astrephomene gubernaculifera
Lineage: Eukaryota; Viridiplantae; Chlorophyta; Chlorophyceae; Chlamydomonadales; Astrephomenaceae
Source: the annotation of a GenBank genome assembly
CAGUCACUGUGCGCAUUCGCUCGCUUGAGCUGCUUUGCAGCCGGGGCCUUGAUGUCGUGCAGAAACGUCCAACGCCCCGUUACUUUUUUAACAAGAAUGUCGGGUGCUCUCCGGCAGCCAGGCCUUGCAUGCCUUCGCAGUUUGCUUGUCGGGGUUCCAAAGGCGGGCGUCGAGGCGAUCAGUGCCCCUGUCGGCUGCCAAUCCUCCUGCGCUGGCCUGCUGAGGCUACACCACACACAACGUGUGGAUGACUUAUCAACGUGCUGACCGCAACGCCACCACCGCCAGCAGCAGCAGUUCUGGGAGAGGAAGCAGCGCCAGCCAUCCAAUGGACAAGUCAGGGCGCUGCUCCUCAUUCGCUGCAUCUGGCGCUCAUGGGAACACCGCCAGCGCAGUCAUCGGUGCCCGCACGCCAGCUGGCUGCUUCGCCUCCAGCUCGACACCUCUGGCGCCACUGCCCAGCAGCCCCCAUGCAACCUUUGCGACGAUAGCGCUGCAGCUGUCGCCGGGUGAGGGUCUGCUGGCGGCGCGGCGGCUGCGCUCGGAGCCGGAGCCCUUCGAGGACGAGUACGAUGAUGACGAGUACGAGGACGGGGAGUACGUGGAUCUGGAUGUGGAGGAUCUGCUGGCGGACUUGGCUGACGUGGAGGACAUUGACCUGGACGAGGGGGAGUUUGAGCUGAGCGACGAGAGCGACUCGGAGGGCGAGGCGGAGGAGGGGGAGCAGGCGCUACCGCCGCCGCCGCCGUCCGCUCGGCCGCGGAAGGACUGGCGGGUGUGAUUGGAGUGG